Molecule: messenger RNA, 327 nt
Organism: Caenorhabditis elegans
Lineage: Eukaryota; Metazoa; Nematoda; Chromadorea; Rhabditida; Rhabditidae
Gene: F49H6.12
Product: MS Related Protein
Exons: 2
Coding region: 1-327 (108 amino acids)
Source: RefSeq, marked reviewed
AUGAAUUCUCAGCGAGGAGUUCUCUUUGCCUGUCUUCUUGUCGUUGUGGCCAAUCGUGAAGCUACUGCUCAACCGGCAGGAAGUGUGGUUGCAUUCCGAACAGGAGGAUCUGCCGUUGGUGCAAGCCAAUCUACUGGUCAAAAUGGAGGACCGGAUGUAAGAAUUCUUAGUGGUGACAGAGGAGGUUCCGUAGGUGAACGUUUGAAAACUACGGAAUCCCCAAAAAUCGCCACAACAGCGGAGCCAGCAGCACCCAAGUCAGCCGCCGGUCCAAUUGUUCUUCUCACCAUUUUGGCAGUCAUUGUUGCUAAUUUGACUGGUUUUUGA